Ichthyophthirius multifiliis is the source of this 1178-nucleotide messenger RNA. Its product is annotated as papain family cysteine protease, putative. The record is from RefSeq and is a predicted model, not a curated record. NCBI's taxonomy places the organism in Eukaryota, Ciliophora, Oligohymenophorea, Hymenostomatida. The transcript has 2 exons. Gene Ontology annotation, molecular function: cysteine-type peptidase activity. Gene Ontology annotation, biological process: proteolysis.
UUACUUAAUAAUUUUAGCUUUAGUUAUUUACCACAAAAGAUAUGAAAUAAAACCUGAAUACACUUCGAUCACUAUAUAUAAGAUUUUGAGAAGCAAUAUCUAUAAAAUACUGAAGACUACCUACAAAGAAAGAAAACAAUCUAAAACAAGCUUGAACAUACUAACACAAUAGCAAUUCGGUAGUAAUAGACGGACAGAUUUAUCUACAGAAGAAAUAUAAUAAAUAAAUAACGAGCUUUUCAAAUCAAUCAGAAACAGUAGAAAAAAUCAACUAAUAUGAAUAAUAUAAAAGAAGAUUCUUAAAAUAAAUGAACUAAUAGAUAACCCUUUAAAAUCUUGAAGAAUUAUCUAAAUAAAUCGAUUAGAGACGAAAAAAAAUGUUGCUUCUCCUUUUAAAGAAAGCGUGAAUCUUUUUGGGCUUUUGCAUCUGUUGCUACUUCUAUUGAAAGUCAUGCAAGUUUAUAUGCAGGAGAAUCGAAAGUAAAAACUAUUUUUGUUUGUUUAAUUUUUUUAUUUUCUUUUAUAGGUUCUUUCUACUUAAUAAUUAGUUGAAUGUAUACAUAAUACUUUAAAUUAUGGAGGAGGAGAAGGCUGUUAGGUAGCUAUUGCUGAAUUAGUUUUCAAUUAUGUAUAAUUAUAUGAUUUAACUUCAGAAUCUAAAUAUCUUUAUACUUCUUAUUAAGAAUAAUAAUCUUCUUGUUCUUAAAAUUCAAAUGCUACUAAUCCUGAAGUUACGUUAGAUAGCUAUAUUAAAUUACCAUAAAACAGUUUUGAACACACCUUUUAAAUGUAAUAUAUUAUUAAUUUUUGUAUAUUUUUUUAAAAAUUAUGAAAUAGGAGUUUUAAGGUUGUAAUACUAAAGAAAAUAUUGAUAGUAAUUAUGUAGUUGUUUUUUUCAGAUAAAGGACUAAUCCUAAAACAGGUGAUUAUUGACUUAGAGAAAUAAAUGGGGAGAAAAUUGAUAUAUUGAAUUAAAAAGAGAAUCUAAAGAUUUAUGUUGUACUGAAUUUUCUCACCUUUGGAUGAAACCAUAUGUUCAAGAGGAUCUGAUAAUUAGAAAGUUUGUAGUUAAUGUGGUUUGUUUUUUGAUUGAUGUUAGUUAUCCUCUUGGUGUAAUAGAUAUUGGGAAAAGAAUAGAAUAGUAUUAAUAUAGAUUUUUUUACUGAAAAAAAUAUUAU